Messenger RNA from Trypanosoma brucei brucei TREU927, 537 nucleotides. Its product is annotated as ADP-ribosylation factor-like protein 3A, putative. Gene Ontology annotation, molecular function: GTPase activity; GTP binding. The coding region runs from base 1 to 537 and encodes 178 amino acids. Gene Ontology annotation, biological process: cilium assembly. The record is from RefSeq and is a predicted model, not a curated record. Lineage: Eukaryota; Euglenozoa; Kinetoplastea; Trypanosomatida; Trypanosomatidae. The transcript has a single exon. Gene Ontology annotation, cellular component: microtubule cytoskeleton; cytoplasm.
AUGGGCUUGCUUACGCUUCUGCGAAAAUUGAGGUCAAGCGACGCGUCGCCACGGAUUCUGAUUCUUGGCCUGGACAAUGCUGGAAAAACGUCUAUACUCCGAAACCUCUCCGGCGAGGACCCUACCACAACCCAAGCGACACAGGGGUUCAACAUUAAGACAGUUGAUUGCGAAGGGUUUAAAUUGAAUGUAUGGGACAUUGGUGGGCAAAAGGCUAUCCGCGCAUACUGGCCAAACUACUUUGACGAAGUGGACUGCUUGGUUUAUGUGGUGGAUUCCGCGGACAAGCGACGCCUGGACGAAACGGCCGCUGAACUGGAAACCCUUCUACAAGAAGAAAAACUUCGUGAAGUUCCCUUUCUUGUGCUUGCUAACAAGUGCGAUCUUGCGACUGCACUAUCACCCGAGGACAUAAGUACCGCCCUGAACCUUCAGAAUCUGCGUGAUCGCACGUGGUCAAUACAAAAAUGCAGCGCCAAAACAGGAGAGGGCCUUCAGGAAGGCUUCAUGUGGGCCAUUAAAAGCAUAAAGAAAUAG